GUAGCACGUUAGUGAAGUAACCGCGCCAUCUUGUGUUCCUCUGAGGAUUUGUCUUGCUGUCGUCUGCUCGCUUCCGUAAACAUGGCUGAAAGCAAGGACGAGUCUCUAACAUAUUCGUGAAUGACACUGAGCAAGGAGACAUGGGACUGCACACAAUGCUCUUUCGAAACGGCGUUUGCAAAGGAGCAGGGACACUAACCAAAAUCAAAUUAAGCACGUCUCCAUUUUGUGUAUUGAGCAGCGAGCCCUACAGAGUGGUUCAUGACCGGCAGCAGCGUCGCUUCACCGUCACACUGGACGACGGAGGUAAAGCGCAAAACGCCGUGCUGCAGUACUCUCACAGGAGGAAAGGGCACGUGCAUUUGUUAUCAACGGAAGUUCCGGAGUCUUUCAGAGGUAAAGGAGUAGCUGCGAGUCUGGCCAAGGCUGCGCUGGACUUUGUUGUUGAAGAAAGACUAAAAGCAAGCAUAUCUUGUUGGUAUAUUAAAAAAUAUGUUGAUGAAAAUCCACAUCAUGGCUACCAGGGGCACAUUGAAGAAUAAUAUUUUAGACAAAUGUUCUACAGCUCCUGUGAAAGGACUUACCUUACAUUAUGGCUAUAGUCACUGAAUCCUGAUUAUGCUGCUAAUUAAACUGUGUUCAUCGAGACAGUUUUAAAUGGACAGUUAUACCUUACAGAUACUUAAUUUGCAAAUGAACACAAAUGUAACAUCUGUUGGAAUAACAUUGUCUAAAAACUGACCAGAUGGACUGAAUGGAUGAAGCACAUUGAAGGCUUUAUUGCCUUUAUUUAAUAAACAUUUUACCCAUAACUCUCAUGUCACACCCACCUAGAACAGAUUUGAACUGCACACACACACAAGACCAGAAAACAUUUAACAAAAUCAUCACGUCAUUAAAACUGUGGAAAGAGUACUUACAUAUAAUGAAAAUAAUAAAAAAUAAUGAUUAGGAAGCUUAAUGUUACCCGUUAUAUUGAUGUCUUUCUCAUUCAUCUGUUAAUAAAGAUUGAAAUCUGAAAUAAUCCUGGAUUAUUAAAAAGCUCUGUUCAGACCUGUUUUGUUUUAUUUCUUGCAGCUAUAUUAAACAGCAUUGUCCUAGAUUGAUCAAAUGUAUUAAA
This is a messenger RNA of Hemibagrus wyckioides, 1120 nucleotides long. RefSeq names its product protein NATD1. The transcript has 3 exons. The record is from RefSeq and is a predicted model, not a curated record. Lineage: Eukaryota; Metazoa; Chordata; Actinopteri; Siluriformes; Bagridae. Bases 141 to 542 code for a protein of 133 amino acids.